Messenger RNA from Tetrahymena thermophila SB210, 345 nucleotides. RefSeq lists its product as hypothetical. The record is from RefSeq and is a predicted model, not a curated record. Lineage: Eukaryota; Ciliophora; Oligohymenophorea; Hymenostomatida; Tetrahymenidae. The transcript has a single exon.
AUGCACCCUCCUCUCUAAUUUAAUUUUCACUUUUUAAAUAUUGGUGAAAAUAUAAAUAAUUAAUUAGUUAUUUAGUAGGAAAAAAUGAAGAAAAAUCUUUAAAUAAUUAGAAAUCAAUUAAUAAUUAAACUAAAAGCUGAAAAUGAAAAACAAAUCAGUUAAAAUAAAAAAGAAAAACACAAGAUGAAUAAAAAAACAGUAAUCAAUAAAAAGCUAAUCAAAAAUAAAUUAAAAGAGUACCUGAAAGAAAAAUAUAUAACUGAUUAGUUGAAUAGAAGGAAAAAAUUAAUAAAUAAUAUGAGAUUAGGUUAAUUAAUUAAUAAUCAAAUAAAAAGUUUAAAAUGA